GUACAUAUUAUGAAUCAUUCAAAAGAAAAUAUUUUGUUUUCAGUUCAUUUAUUUGUGAAACUUCGUUUUACUUACACUGGUAAAAUAUGUUGUGUCCUGGAUAUUUUUUAUUUUCUGUUUAUCUGUUUAUAUUCCAAAAACAAGUUUUAGGGUCAUGUCCACAAAACUGUGCGGGAUGCUCUAACGGCGACGAAUGUGACAAAUGCAACCCCGGCUACUUGUUAAAAGAGGACAACUUCUGUUACAAUUGUCCUGAUAAUUGUGAACAUUGUACAAACGGUUCACAAUGUACAAAAUGCAAGUCGGCAUUCUGGGAUAUACGGCCUUACAUGAAUUGUGGGUCUAACUGUAGUAGAACCUGUACUUUGAGCGGAUGCAAUGAUACAACAGGACACUGCUUUGGGUGUCAUCCAGGCUUUUAUGGAGUUACCUGCGCUCGUAGUUGUGACCUUUGUAUUGACAAAUCGUGUAAUAAUCACAAAUGUACAACCGGAUGUAUGGAUGGAUACUAUGAGGAUGCAGAAUUUGAAUUUGAAUGCAAAAAAUGUCAUAAUAACUGCUUGUCAUGUGUAAGUAAAUCCAACUGUACACUGUGUGAAAUGGGCUACUAUAUUUUUAGCUUUACACAUUCUGGUAUUAACUUCUGUCAUGCAUGCGAUCCGCCAUGUGAAGAAUGUAUAAGCUCCACUGAAUGUGUCUGCAAGUCGGGAAAAUACGGACCUACUUGCAGUAAAAGCUGCAAUAUUUCAAACUGUAAGAAUUGCACCGAUGUUGGCAGUGUUGUAAAGUGUACAGAAUGUAUAAGCGGAUACAAAAGUAUGAACGGAUCCUGUAUUCAUGGAACAAAUCUUUGUUCGCAGUAUUGUUUAAAUGGUUGUGAUAUCAACCAAAAUUGUUUAGAUGGUUGUCAAGAUGGCUGGACAGGCAAGAAAUGUACAGAGAAGUGUUCUUACCAGUGUAGAAAAUGCGACCAGAAUGAUGCAAAUAUUUGCAAAAUAUGCGAUGGAGACUUUUAUACAGCAACUUGCACGCUCCCUUGUAGUUUACAUUGCUCGGCUUUACCAGGUUCCCCGAAAUGCAAUAUAAAUAACGGAAUAUGUUUAAAUGGAUGUGAUAAUGGAUACUGGGGUGUUAACUGCGACAACAGAUGUUAUGAAGGUUGCAACUCAGACACAUGUAACCAGUCAGACGGUUUCUGUGACAACUGUACUCGCACGCAUUACGGGCACGCUUGUCAAAAUAGAUGUAGUGAACAUUGUGUUGAUAACGAUGCCUCAUCUGCAGUUUGUUAUAAAUUAAAUGGGACAUGUUUGUACGGAUGUCAAGAUGGAUACGGAGGCAAAACAUGUGAAGAUGAACUUUCAGUCAGUACGAUGGUGUCAUUAUCAAAAGUGCCAAAUGUUCCGACAACAGCAAAAACUGAAAUAACAGGGAUCACUGAGCAGCAACGUUAUAUAAUAGUAAUCGGUGCCGGAGCAGGUGGAGGACUACUUGUCGUUCUCAUUGUAGUCGUUAUAGUUGUGUGCAUUGUUAGAAGACAACGAAGGAAAGGCAGUGAUUCACCUGGUGACGAUAAUGGUCAGUUCAACAGACAACGCCCGUUCACCGAUUCAGACAACUUGUAUGCACAACCAAACAAGCCAAGAAAAGAACAAAAUGAAGAUUACAUUUACGCUCAGCCAAACAAACCAAAGAAAAGCUUACACCACAAGAAGGAAGAAAUCAGUGUACCACAAAAGGCGUAUGGCAAUGUUGUAAUUGAUCUUGAUACCGAAGUAGAUAGAAAUGAAGGCAGAGAUGGUUAUCAUAUUGCUGCAGAUGAAGCAGUUUCAGAGGAAACUGAUGUAGAUGCAGUUUUGCUGGAAAAUAUUGAUGAUGAGCCUAAAAGCAUCGUAGUAACAGAUGUGAACAUUCCUGAUUCGGAUACGUAUUAUAAUAUGGCUGGCUUAAUGAGGAGUCGAGUUCUAAUCUCAAAACUAUUUGAGUACAUGAAGAACAAAACGGAUUUUGAAAAUGAAUUUGAGAAAUUGCCAAAAGGUUUGACUAGAACUUGCAAUGAAGCACUGAAGCCUCAUAACCUGGUCAAAAAUAGAUACAACGGUAUAUAUGCAUAUGAUGCUACACGUGUCGUUCUACGUAGUAAGAAUUUUAUCAACGCGAAUUAUGUUGACGGUCAAGGUCAGUCACACAUCUCUUACAUUGCAUCUCUUGGUCCUACUGCAACCACUAUGAACAAUUUUGAAACAUUUUGGGAGAUGGUUUGGCAAGAGAAUUCAAAUAAAAUUGUUAUGUUGACGAAUUUGGAGGAGUCUAAGAAAAUGAAGUGCGAAAAAUACUGGCCAAACAGAAGAAGUCACAAUAUCUAUGGAAAUUUUACAGUGACUUCCAUUGCUGAGAAGGUGUUUUCGAACUUUGUCGUUCGAGAGUUUACCGUAGAUCAGGUGAUGUAAAGUGAUUAUAAA
This is a messenger RNA of Mercenaria mercenaria, 2462 nucleotides long. Its product is annotated as multiple epidermal growth factor-like domains protein 10. The transcript is spliced from 11 exons. Lineage: Eukaryota; Metazoa; Mollusca; Bivalvia; Venerida; Veneridae. Gene Ontology annotation, biological process: protein dephosphorylation. The record is from RefSeq and is a predicted model, not a curated record. Gene Ontology annotation, molecular function: protein tyrosine phosphatase activity. The coding region runs from base 87 to 2450 and encodes 787 amino acids.